AUGGCUCCUCUUGUACCAUACAGCUCGACUCCACCAACGAGCUCAUUCCCGCAAGCCAAGCAGAGAGAUGUCCAAUAUCGCAAAGCACGACCACUGCCAACAACACUGCUCGAUUCCUGCACCAUCUGGUUCGAAGAACUGCUGUUAUCGCAAGCAUUCGCUCUCCUCACCAGCGCACUCACAUCUGGCACUGGAACCGAAGUAGAAGCCUUCAUACCGCCGCCUCAACAUCUGGCGCUUGCGGCGACUCUGGUUGUGCAUUCGAAUCUCACGACAAGGACGACAUCUGAGGACAAACAUGCCGCGGCCGACGAAGCGUUGCGGUAUCUACGGCAUGCCAACAGUCUGCUCGGUCCACAGGAAGCUGGACUUGACAAGGCGUUCAAGUUCAGUGAGGGAUCAACUCCGACCCGCGGCAAGCGAUCCAGAGCAAGGGUGUCUGAUAUAGGUGACGAGCUUGACGACCAACCUGGCCUAUUGAACUUCUCAUACACAGAGAAGGAAUCCUUAUGGUCCAGCGCAGAAGACUUCUGGGGUGUUGUGGGCUGGGCCUUCAACUGCUCAGUAGCCCAUGCCCACCGAUGGGCAAGAUGGAAGCUAUGGCUGGAACUCAUGAUUGAUGUCUUACAAGACGACUUCGAGAACAGGUUGCGAGAGGCUGAAAAAGUCUGGGCUGCGACGCAGAGUACCGCCGCCAUUGAAGAAACGCUCAGAGACAGCAUGCUGGCACAGUAUCUACGCCCACUCGGUGAAGGCCGCAACAACAAGCGCCGACUAAUGCGCGCUAUCCUCGCCGACGGCCGGCAGAAGAGCCUCGCGGAGUUUGGCGAGGUAUGGAAGAACGAGACCAAACCCCCCAAGCAGAAGAAAGACAACCGAACGGCGAAGCGUCGCAGACUCGAUCUCGAAAACGGCGAAUACGGCGACUACUUCGACGACUCCGAAGACGAAAGCUUCACCAGCUCCGUCCGGCGCUCACGAUCCGGCACCGCGCCCGCAACCGCCCAACAGAACCGCGCAGCUUCCGGAGACGACAGCGAAGCCGAAGACGUCCUGAGCACCGCAAGCAAAGCAACCACCUCGUUCACCACCACCACCCUCGGCGCCCCCUCCUCCCUCCACCUCCGCCAACGCCUCCUCUCCCUCCUCACCAUGUUCUCCACCAAAAACCCCUCCGCCUUCCUCGACACCGAAGACCUCUUCGACCUGUUCACCGAGUUCCUGCGCCCGUUACCCCUACCCAUCUUCCAAACCUUCGUGCUCCCCGCGAAACCCUGGCUUGGGCCUAAUAGCCACGCUUCGCUGUGCCAGAUGCUGUUACGGCCUUUGCUAAGCACGACAGCGCCGGCGUAUAAUAAAAAUGCGUUGACGCAGUCCGAGUUCGAAGCUUACUACGCCCCUUACGCGGCGAAUAGUUCGGGGGUGGGGGAUAAUGCGAAAGUUGGACUGUUGGUGGAGGGGUUGCUUAGGUUGCUGUGGGGGUCGGGGUCGCUGGAGGUUUCGCCGGCUUUAAAGGAGGCGGUGGAGGAGGGAAUUGCUGCGAGGAGGGAGAAGGCGGUUUGGGAUGGGCGGAAGAAGGUGGGGGGGAAAGUGAAGGCGGAUGCGGAGGCGGUAAGGGUGUUGGCGUGUUCUGCUGACCGGAUGCUCGCGGUCCUGGACAUGGCGAGAUGA
Saxophila tyrrhenica is the source of this 1671-nucleotide messenger RNA. RefSeq lists its product as uncharacterized. Bases 1 to 1671 code for a protein of 556 amino acids. The record is from RefSeq and is a predicted model, not a curated record. NCBI's taxonomy places the organism in Eukaryota, Fungi, Ascomycota, Dothideomycetes, Mycosphaerellales, Extremaceae. The transcript has a single exon.